AUGGUAUACAAUGAGCUUGUACGAACUCGACCGGAUGUUGUCUGCCUCUUAGCUAAACCAGACUGGCCAGCCGAUGUGCAGAAAUUGACGUACAGAUGGGACCCUAAUUUUCUGAGCGAGCGGAGUGCAUCUCUUUUUCCUGAAGGCAAAACAAUCCUGAACUUCUCGGCUGCGCUGAUCAAGGCACAUACACGGUCACUCUUGGACGAAAACCAGCCUCUCCUCUCAACAGCUCAACUCGACGCCCUCGAGACCGUCGUUGCAACCCCCAAUAAACACCAUCUCAAAGUCAGCAUGCAACCAGGAGACCUUCAAUUCGUCAAUAACUGUGCGAUCCUGCAUGCCCGAGAACCGUUUCAGGACGACAAUGUCAACAAGAACACCUGGUUCGCAUACGGCUCUCUUGUGAGAACAGGAUAUGGAGACUUCCUCAUGACUUGGGCAACGUCCGAUCAAUCAUCUUCGAUGGAGACGAAGACGAGGGGAAUCGGGAGAUUGAACCUAUGGCUGGGAAGAAACCGCCGCUUCCCUAUUGCUCAUCGCACUGAACUUUUCCGUCAUUCGCCAGGGGCUCUUUCCUGA
Drepanopeziza brunnea f. sp. 'multigermtubi' MB_m1 is the source of this 582-nucleotide messenger RNA. Lineage: Eukaryota; Fungi; Ascomycota; Leotiomycetes; Helotiales; Drepanopezizaceae. The record is from RefSeq and is a predicted model, not a curated record.